UUUUGAAAGGUCGUCCGUUUGUUGUAUACAGAAGUUGCACAUGUCUUCACAGCCGCUUUUUCCCAUCUCUGUAAGUUCAUACCAAAUAAACUGGAUGGAUUCCCAUGGAAAUCAAUGCACCUGUAGUGCCCAUCGCUCAGCACCGAGCGUCCAUCAAACUCUGGAAGAGAUGGACUUUGAGAGAGGUAUAUGGUCAGCUGCAAUGGAUGGCGAUGGGGAGAGAGUCAGGGCAUUUAUUAAAAAAGGGGUUGAUCCAAAUAUAAGGGACCAGGCAAACUACACUGCUUUGCACUACGCUAGUCGAGCCGGUCAGCUGUCAGUGUGUGAGUUACUCCUGGACUGUGGCGCUUGUGUGAACGUCCAGACCGGUGGUGGGGCAACCCCGCUUCAUAGGGCGGCUUACUGCGGACACUACAGUGUGCUUAAGUUACUGUUAGACCGUGGAGCUGAUCCAUGUCUGACUGAUGAUGAUGGAUCGACAGCACUUCAUAAGGCUGCUGAACAGAAGCAUUUCGCAGUUUGUGAGCUGUUGGUGAACCGCUUUCCAUCCUUACGGGAUGUGAGAAAUCGAAGAUCACACACAUCUUUCGAUCUAUGCCCGGACAAUGACAAUGUUUGGGAGUUCCUGAGACCUAAAUGACUUGAUCUUACAGCUUGCAAUGCUUUUGGUUUUCUCGUGAAAGUAUAUGAAGUACGUUUUCAAAACCUAUGCCUUGUAAAUCAGUGUGUCUUUUGGUUGGAAUGAGGCAUAGUUGCUCAGGUUAGUCUUAAAGGUCACUUUUAAUGGAGGAAACCUUGCAUUGACCAAGGUUGGGUACAAAUGUGUGCAAAAAGCCUUUAUUAGGAAGCCUGUGCUUUAUGUUUUCGCCAGCAGAGGGAGAUAGAGUCCUGUUAAUGCAACACUUUAUAAGGAAACCCAGGACUGAUGCCUCGGAAGAAUUUAAAUAACAUGCCCAGAUACUUGAAAUUUAAGAUGAUGGGUUUUAAAAUGUUUUGUUUGUAUAAACUAGUUACAGUGCAUAACAAUACAGUUGUCACCGCAGAGCAAAAGGGUAAUCCAGUGCAAAGCGUGUUUUGUGUGGUUGUGGCUAUUACAUCAAAUGAUGACAUGAGUCUGUAAAUAUGCUUAGGAGCAAUAUUUGUUAAUUAUAGCUAGUAUCUAAUUACUUUUUAGAGUAACUUACCCAGCUCGGAUGUUAAUGUGCUACCAUACUGGUACAACCAUACACCAAGUUUAUCUGAUCUAUAUUUUUUUUUUUAAAUCACAAUUGACAGGAAGUAAAGUGGGAUCGGGAAAGGUCCUCGGGUCGGGAUUCGAACACGGGACGCCCGGAGCGCUGUAUGUCGGCGCGCAGUUUACAAGGCUAUCGGCGCCGAUUAGAUCUAAUUAUUAAUUUCAAUCAUUUCUAGGUGGACACACAUAUUUUGUGAUUAAUUGUAUUUGUUUAUAAAAUAUAAAAAGGGGUAUGAUGGAGUAGUUCACCAAAAAUAUGUUUCAUAUUUUCACUGUGAUUUUGUGUUAAAUUUUAUUGCAGUAAUCUAAAUAUAUUUAUUAUCGUACAAUUUAUAACAUACCUCUACAGGACGAGUGGGUCUUGAACUUAUUUUUAUUUUAAAUAAAUAGCUUUAGCCUUUAUUUAGUUCAGUGUUUAGAAUACAUUUUUCAUGCACUUAGCUUCUCAUUAAUCUUUGGAUGCCAUCCAUUGUUUUGUAUUUGUAAAAGCAUCAUCUGUAAGUUAAUUCUUCUUUAAUGACCUUCUUUCAUUCUACAUUGAUAUCUUCUAUAGGUGUCAAUCUGUAUUUGUUGCUAUUAUUGGUUGUCUGAUAAUCUCAUUUAAGUAAAUUGAUUACAUUGAUUACAUUUGAUGCCUUUUCAGAUGUAAGUUUCAGAACUAUAUGCAUAUUCUUUAGUUGUUGUUGCUGCUGUUUUAUUUAUUUAUUUUUUUCUUUAUCGUUUUACUUCUAAUUCAUACUUGUUUUAGCAUCUUUAGCAUCUUUUUAAACUACACCGGCUAUAGUUGUAUCCGGGCUAGGGACAGGGUAAAUGAUUUUUACUUAUUUAUUAUUUUUCAUACCCGUAAACAUUAAUGGGUGUCAUUUCCAAAAAAAAAUAUGACGAACUUGGUAGGAAGAUGGUUAGGAGUGAGUUAGAAAAUAAUGUUCUGACGAGCUUCAAGAGUAACAGGCACCACCGCUCGUCACAUUUUCACUGAUCUUCGGGCGAGUCGAACGAAGAACGGAGUGAAAUCUCGGAGUUAUUCGUCUAGUGACUAUAGCAAAAGGUGAGUAACAACUGUAAACUCUAACAUGUUCGUUUCUAAUAAAAUAUGUGCUUUGCUGUUUUAUUGAAUUUAAAUAAUAUUGGCCUAGCUGUGUUUUUGUAGUAUCCUAACGUUUUUAUAAACAACACAGUUUGGUAAGUUACCAUAUUGAUAUUUUCUAUUGUUCUCUUUUUACAGUACAUUGGAUCAUUUUCAUUCCCUCCUGAAAUAUUCCCUAAUGUUUUAAUUUGUUUAUUUGUUUGAAUUAUGUAAACCAAAAGAUGCCCUAGUUGAAAUUAAUUUGUUGUAAUUGAGUGUUUUCAUCGAAAAUAAUUUUUGAUGGCAAAUUUGUCAAGUCUUGCAACAUUCAGAUGUUCUUGUUCCUGUAUAAUAUCUGCACAGACCUAGUU
This is a messenger RNA of Labeo rohita (rohu), 2671 nucleotides long. It is a transcript of the gene ankrd39, whose product is annotated as ankyrin repeat domain 39. The coding region runs from base 41 to 640 and encodes 199 amino acids. The record is from RefSeq and is a predicted model, not a curated record. NCBI's taxonomy places the organism in Eukaryota, Metazoa, Chordata, Actinopteri, Cypriniformes, Cyprinidae. The transcript has 5 exons. Gene Ontology annotation, molecular function: protein binding.